AUGCGCUUCAAUACGUGGAUCCCCUUCUUAGUGCCCGUCGCGGCCGCCAGCUUUAUCCCCUUUGGCACCGAAUUUGCACGUCGACAACUACCUCACGAGCCUACGGGUGUAAAGACGAUUAAAACGGCCAACAAUGUCACAAUUCGGUACAAGGAACCCGGGAAGGAGGGUGUUUGUGAAACAACGCCGGGUGUGAAAUCAUAUGCAGGUUAUGUGGACUUGUCGCCCACAGAACAUACAUUCUUCUGGUUCUUUGAAGCGCGCCACGAUCCGGAGAAUGCGCCAAUCACGCUGUGGCUUAACGGUGGUCCGGGCAGUGAUUCGCUCAUUGGCUUGUUUGAAGAACUUGGUCCUUGUCAGGUUAAUGAGAAGUUUGAGACCUAUGUUAACCCCCACUCAUGGAGUGAGGUUUCAAACAUGCUUUUCAUUUCUCAGCCUCUUGGCACUGGAUUCUCAUACUCUGAGAAGGAGGCAGGCUCCAUCAACCAAUUGACAGGUGCCUUCCAGGGUGAAGAUGUCGCCGGUGUUCAAGGCCGCUACCCUGUUAUUAAUGCUACUAUGAUUGACACAACCAACCUCGCUGCCGAAGCCACCUGGGAAGUCUUGCAGGGAUUUCUCGGCGGACUACCAAAGAUGGACUCGAAGAUCAAAUCAAAGAGCUUCAAUUUGUGGACCGAAAGCUAUGGAGGACAUUAUGGCCCAGCUUUCUUCGACCACUUUUACGAGGAAAACCAGAAGAUCGCCAAUGGCUCCGUGGAUGGCAUUGAGCUAGAAUUCAACACUCUCGGAAUCAUCAACGGAAUUAUUGAUGAGUCUAUUCAAGCUCCCCAUUACCCAGAGUUUGCUGUUCACAACACCUACGGCAUCAAAGCGGUUAACGAGACUGUCUACAACUACAUGAAAUUUGCCAACGAAAUGCCCAACGGAUGCCAGGACAUGAUUCAAAACUGCAAAUUCACCAACCGAUCCUCCUUAUCAGACUACGCAAUCUGCACAGAAGCCGGCAACAUGUGCCGUGACAACGUCGAAGGACCAUACUACGUCUUCAGCGGCCGAGGAACCUACGACAUCCGCCACCCCUCCCAAGACCCAACCCCACCAAGCUACUACGAAAAAUAUCUCGCGAAAGACACCGUCAUGAACGCUCUCGGCGUCGACCUAAACUACACAUCCUCAAACUCAGAAAUCUACUACGCCUUCCAACAAACCGGCGACUUCGUCUGGCCAAACUUCAUCACCGACCUCGAAGACAUCCUAACCAAACCCGUCCGCGUAGCCCUCAUCUACGGCGACGCAGAUUACAUCUGCAACUGGUUCGGCGGACAAGCCGUCUCCCUCGCAACAAAUUACACGCACGCGAAGCAAUUCCGCGCCGCCGGGUAUGCGCCUUUCCUCGUCAACGGCACCGAGUACGGCGAGACGCGCGAGUAUGGCAACUUUUCGUUCACGAGGGUUUAUGAGGCGGGCCAUGAGGUGCCGUUCUAUCAGCCUGUUGCGUCGUUGCAGCUUUUUAAUCGCACGCUUAAUGGGUGGGAGCUGCCGAAGGGUGAGAAGAAGUUGACGCCGGAUUUUGGGUCUAGUGGGCCGAAGUCGGCGACGCAUACGCAGGCUUCUGUCGCGUUGCCUACUUCUACGAAGGCCGGGUCUGUGUAG
Messenger RNA from Penicillium manginii, 1653 nucleotides. RefSeq names its product Peptidase S10 serine carboxypeptidase. Gene Ontology annotation, cellular component: fungal-type vacuole. The record is from RefSeq and is a predicted model, not a curated record. The coding region runs from base 1 to 1653 and encodes 550 amino acids. NCBI's taxonomy places the organism in Eukaryota, Fungi, Ascomycota, Eurotiomycetes, Eurotiales, Aspergillaceae. The transcript is spliced from 8 exons. Gene Ontology annotation, biological process: proteolysis. Gene Ontology annotation, molecular function: serine-type carboxypeptidase activity.